This is a messenger RNA of Rubroshorea leprosula, 4721 nucleotides long. The record is from the annotation of a GenBank genome assembly. NCBI's taxonomy places the organism in Eukaryota, Viridiplantae, Streptophyta, Magnoliopsida, Malvales, Dipterocarpaceae.
AAAGUCUGCUUUUUCUGCUCAUUUGUGUUAUUUCAUCCCUUUCAUUUGUACGCAUGAAAUCAAAUCCUUUUUCUCUCAUCUUUCACUACUCCCAAAUCCAGCUCUCUUUGAUUAAUUUGUCAUUCCCUUCAGUCUUCCUUAACUUCCUACUUCCAUAAUCUCUCAACCUAAUCUGCACUGCAUUAUCCAUUGAUUGUUUGGCUUUUGUUCCUCGUCAAUCCACUUGUAUUCUCUGUAACUUUGUUUUAUCAUCUAUACAUUUCUCAAAACCUUUAAAAAAAAAAAAGAAAAAAGAAAAGAAAACAGAGGGUAUUAGAAAGAACAGAGCAGCAGCAUUCUUUGUUCAUUUGUAUAAUUGUUGAUCAAUAUUUCACCGCAAAUCACAACAUGUUUGCGCACAAGGACCAGUCCAAUGUCAUCAAGGUGCUGAGGAAACAAAUUGCUGACUUGGAGGACGAGAAAGAGAGUGUGAAGCGCUAUACUGAAGAUUUUCCCAAUAGCAAAACUGAAGAGCUCAAGAAAUGGCCGAAGAAAACAUCAGAGCUCAUUGAAAAAGCACACGAUUUGUUAGAAGAUGUUGGGAAACGUGGGAAGUCUCUUUUCCAACUUAGAAAGAAGGCGGAGCAGAUAUGCAAGGAUAUUGCUGCACAUGUUCAAGAAGCUCGUGGAUUCUCCGAUAUCCCACUUUCCUAUCGACAAGAGAAAGUGGCUGCUAAUCGUUUUGAGGACUUUGAAUCGAGAAGUGGGGUUUUGAAGGACAUCAUGGAGGCACUACGAAGUCCUGGCAUCAACAAGAUAGGAGUGUACGGGAAGCCUGGUAUGGGGAAGACAAUGAUGGUUAGAGAAGUUAAAAGAAGAGCUGAGCAAGAGAGAUUGUUUGAUGCAGUGCUAGUGGCAACUGUGGGUAGGAAUCCAGACUUACCAAGAAUUCAAGAUGAAAUUGCACGUGUUUCUAAUGAACAGACAGGGCUGAUAGAAGACAAGGUCCUCGUGAUUUUGGACGACUUAUGGGAGCCAGGAUCAUCUUUGGAGUUGCUUGGAAUAAAUGGGAAGGAAGAAGACAAGGUUGUAUCUUACAAACUUUUGCUGACCUCUAGAGAUAGAGAUCUUGUAUCUCAUACAUCGGAAACACAAAUUGAAAUUGGCAGCUUAGCUUGGGGAGACGCAUGGAGCCUAUUUAAGAAGAUAGCUGAUGAUCCAGAUAAAAGUCGUGGUUUGCCGUUCUAUGCAAAUGAGAUUACCAAGAAGUGUGAGGGCUUGCCCAUUGCUGUUGCGACACUCGCAAAUGCCUUGAGAAGAAGGAAUCUGAUUGAGUGGAAGACUACUUUACGAAAGCUACAAAGCCUGCCCUUUGAUCAGCAGAAUUCAAGUCAGAUACCACAAAGCCUGUAUUCGGCUAUCGAGUUGCAUUGCAGUGGUUUGAAAAGCAACGAACUCCAACAAAUUUUCUUGCUUUGCAGUCUACUGGGUCGGAAUGCAACCAUUCAAAACUUGUUGAAAUAUGGUAUAGGCUUGGGUUUAUUCCCAGGAGUCAAAUCUAUAGAGGAAGCACGAGCUCAAUUGCUAAAUUCGGUGACUAAACUCACAGAUUCUUCUUUGUUGCUGGAUAGUGGUAGCAGUUUGUACUUCGAUAUGCACGAUCUUGUUCGAGAUUUUGCCACAUCGACUGUUUCUAAGGAGUAUGGCGUGUUGGCUUUAACAGAAGACGCACCAAUCAACUGGUCACACAUGGAGGCGAUGGAGAGCAUCAAAUGGAUUUAUUUAUCAAAUGGGGACACCAGUCUGCUUCCAGAUGAGUUGAAAUGUCCGAAACUUACUUUCUUUCAUUUCUCCGAAAAGAGUUCUUCUCUAGCAAGUCCACCAAACUUGUUUAGGGAUAAGGAAGGACUCAAAGUCUUGAGUUUGUCGAAAAUAAAGUUUUUGCCAAUCCCUUCCUCAUCAAUUUCCCUCCCAAAAAACCUUUGUACCUUGUGUCUGGAUCAAGUUAAAUUAGGAGCGAUAAAUAUAGGCACAAUAGUGGGAGAGCUGGAGAAUUUGCAAGUCCUCAGUCUUGCAGGAUCUGAUCUCGGAGAGUUGCCAAUGCAAAUGGGGCAGCUAACCAAGCUGAAGUUGUUAGAUUUGAGUGAUUGUACCGAACUCAAAGUAAUUCCACCAGGUGUCUUGUCAAAUUUGUCAGGAUUAGAAGAACUAUAUAUGAGAAACAGCUUUGUUCAAUGGGCGGAGGGCAUUGAGGAGCAUGAAAAUCAAAAUGCUAGCCUAGCAGAGUUGGAGCCUUUAGAAUUGUUGACUACUAUGGAGGUACAUGUUAUUUGCAAUAUUCAGAAGAUUCCAGAAGGCUUGUUCUCUGAAAAUUUGGCAAGAUUCAAAGUUUUCUUGGGAGGUAGGUGGAACCACUGGAAUAGUUCUUGGGGAAGUCCAAAAUUACUGAAGCUAAAGCUAGAUGCAGGAAUUAGUUCUUGCCACUCAAUUAGGAAGUUGCUAAAGAAGACAAAUGAACUACAUCUAGAAGGAUUGAUUGGUGUUAAAAAUGUAGUCAAUGAGUUAGAUGAGGAAGGUUUCCAAGAAUUGAAGUAUCUCUGUGUCCAAGAUGGUUUGGAGAUUCAACACAUCGUCUCAGUGGAGCAUGCAUUUCCUGUAUUGGAGGUAAUAUUUCUUCGCAAUUUGGAAAAUAUGGAGAAGAUAUGUCAUGGCCCGCUAGGAGCAGGUUCUUUUAGAAAAUUGAGGUUGAUAACUAUUGAAUGUUGUAACAAGUUGAAGAAUUUGUUCUCCGCCUCUAUAGCCAGACAGCUUCAGCAACUACAAGAAAUUAGAGUGAAACACUGCAGUGACAUGGAAGAGACUAUUGAUGACAAAGAGCAAGAGAGUGGGAAUAGUCCUGAAGAACGUGAAGGACAUAUUGUGGAAUUAAUUACUCUGCGAUCCUUGAAGUUACAACGUUUACCAAAGCUGAUUAGCUUCAACAGUAGUUACCGGAAGAUGACUUUUUUCAAUAAAAAGGUUGUGUUUUCAUCAAACCUAGAAGAGUUGCAAUUGUGCUCGAUUGAGCGUAUUAGCACCAUAUGGCACAAUUCGAUGAUAUCUUGUUUUGAGAAACUGAAGAUAUUAAUUAUUCAUGACUGUAAAGAUCUGCAAUACCUACUCUCAUCUUCGGUUGAAUCGGAUUCAGAAGGGAUGAUCCAACUUCUCCUUCCAAAACUAAAGAGCCUAAGAAGGUUCCCUCUUUAUCUUCCCCAAGUUGAAAAUGGACAACCAUCUCCUCCUCCUUCCCUCAAACAAAUCAUAGUAUGGCCACAUGAAUGCUGGAAAUCUUUAGAGUGGGACCAUCCUAAUGCAGAGCGUGUCCUUCUACAAUUCUGUGGAAGAUAUCAUUCGUUUCCUUUCAAAUUAGGAGAAGGGCGUAUUAAAAGAUUAGAGUUGACCGAUAUUGAUGUAGAGAAUACUUGGGUGCCACCAUCCGUACAAGAAUUAGUUCUUAAUGGAUGCAACUACUUAAGAAGCUUAAAUGAUAUCUCUUCCACUAAAGAUGCAGAAGAAUUGAAGUGCUAUAGGAUUUGGGACUGCAAUGGCGUGAAGUGUGUUUUUUCCUCUUCCAUAAAUCUACUGGCCCAAAAGCUUGAGGCUCUGGAUCUUUUUAGUUUGGAAAACUUGGAAGCCCUUUUUGAAGCAGAGGCAAUUACCAAGUCACCACUACCACCUGACACUUUUUCAUCUCUUAAAACCAUAAGUGUUCGGUACUGUCAUAAAAUAAAGACGUUGUUCCCCUUUGGGAUGAAUCUCCAGAGUCUAGAAGAAAUUCGCAUUGGAGAUUGCCUUCAGAUGGAAGAAAUAAUAGUAUGGGAUGCAGAAGAAGGAGGAGGAGAAAAAGAAGGGGUCAUCCAACUCAUUCUUCCAAAAUUAAAAAGUUUGGAAUUGAAAGACAUGCCUGCAUUGAAAAGCAUCUGUGGCAGGAGGGCAGUAAUGGUAUGUGAUUCUCUUGUAGAGAUUUGGAUCGACAACUGCGAGAGUCUAAGGAGGAUCCCUCUUUAUCUUCCCCUGCUUGAUAACGGACAACCAUCUCCUCCUCCUUCCCUCCAACAAUUCAAUGUAUGGCCACAAGCAUGGGGGGGAUAUUGGUUGGAAUCGUUGGAGUGGGACCAUCCCAAUGCAAGGGCUGUCCUUCUACGCUUCCGUAAAUUCACUCCGAUUCCGGGGAGGUUCGAAAUGUCUUUAAAUCAACGAAGAAGAUGAGGAAGAAAUCACUUCACUCUGCAAUAGUCAUCUUCACCAUGUCUCCUCUAAUCAAUGUGGAAAAGGAAGCUGAGAUAUCCGCCUCUAUCUCUUCAUGGGCAUCAAGGAAUUUGGAUACUUCUCGAAGGAGGGGUUCCGCAAUUCUCAAUUUGUAGUGCAUUGUGAAUUGUAUCAUUUUCUGUAACUGUUUGGCACCCAAGAUGUAGUCGUAUUAAAACCAAACCUGGCCGAUUCAGGAGCUCUUGGACGAGGUGUAGUUUACUGGCUAAAGGUAAUUGUGGGUUUUAAAAGACAUUUGGUUUACUCAGUUCAUUUCGUUCUUUCUAGUUAUGUGUGAUUCCCCUGAACUCUUCUGCUGCUGAUUUCAUGUGAAUGUUGAACAGGAUUCCUUAGUCACUGUUGCUUUUGAUAACAUCCCAAAAGAAGAUUUAAACAGUCCCUUCCCUCUAGAAAAUGUGUCAAACUAGGUCUACUAUUAAAAUUCUUCAAUAGCU